Messenger RNA from Carica papaya (papaya), 2237 nucleotides. The record is from RefSeq and is a predicted model, not a curated record. NCBI's taxonomy places the organism in Eukaryota, Viridiplantae, Streptophyta, Magnoliopsida, Brassicales, Caricaceae.
AGUAGUUCAGCUGAAGCUAUAGAACCUAUUCCAAGUAUAGACAGUUCAACAAACAUUUCCAUCAAGCGAAAACGAGGUAGAAUUAAUCGAUCUUGGUCAAAAACUGAUUGCCAGGCAUGCAUGCAUGUUAAGAGAAGGCAAGAUGGGAGAUGGAUAAUUCGUACCUUUAUAAAGGACCAUAACCAUGAAAUUUUCCCAACUCAGGCCUAUUUCUUCAGGGGUCAUAGGAAUUUGGAUCUAGGUAAUAGGAACAUUGAUGCUUUACAUGCUAAUCAAAGAACAAGAAAAAUGUAUGUCUCUAUGUCCAGGCAGUCAGGUGGGUACAAGAAACUUGAGAAACAGAAGGCUAGGGUCAUGAAUCAAGAAUAUAACACCCAGCACUUGUCCUUAGAGGAAGGUGAUGCUCAAGUUAUGCUCGACUUUUUUAUGUGCAUGCAAGAUGAGAAUCCUAACUUCUUUUAUGCAGUGGAUCUGAAUGAAGAGCAACGAUUAAGAAAUGUUUUCUGGAUUGAUGCAAAAAGUAGGCUUGAUUACAAUGAUUUUGGUGAUGUAGUAUUUUUUGAUACAACAUAUAUUAAGCAUGAUUACAAAUUACCAAUUAUUCCUAUUAUUGGUGUUAACCAUCAUGUUCAGUUUCUGCUGCUUGGAUGUGCAUUAAUCGUGGAUGAUGCCAAAUUAGCAUAUACUUGGCUUAUGCGGGCUUGGCUUCGAGCGAUGAGUUGGUGUCCUCCGACAGUUAUACUUUCUGAUCAAGACAAAAUGCUUAAAGAAGUUAUUGCAGAAGUCUUUGCUGGUUCUCGUCACUGUUUUUGCCUGUGGCACAUAAUUAGUCAAGUACCUGAGAAACUCAGUCAUGUGAUAAGGCAACAUGAGAACUUUAUGAUCAAAUUUAAUAAGUGCAUUUUUAAAUCGUACAGAAGCGAACAGUUUAAGAAGAGAUGGUGGAAAAUAGCUGAUAGGUUCAACUUAAGAAAUGAUACGUGGUUUCAGUCAUUGUAUGAAGACAGAGAACAAUGGGUACCAAUGUAUAUGAAAGACAUUUUUCUGGCAGGGAUGUCUACAAUCCAACGAUCAGAAGGUAUGAACUCUUUCUUUGAAAAAUAUAUGCAAAGGAAAACUACAUUGAAGGAGUUUCUAGAUCAUUACAAGGCAAUUAUACAAGAAAAAAUGGAACAGGAAGCAAAAUCAGAUUUUGAAGCUUGGCAUAAACAACCUGGAUUAAAAUCUCCAUCACCUUUUGGCAAGCAAAUGGUGACAUUAUACACACAUGCAAUAUUCAAGAAAUUCCAGGUUGAGGUUUUGGGAGUCGUUGCUUGUCAUCCUAAAAUAGAAAGUGAAGAUGGAGAGACUAAGACUUUUAAUGUUCAAGAUUUUGAAGAGAACCAGGAGUUCGUUGUGGUUUGGAAUGAACCAACAUCUGAUAUAUCUUGUUUGUGUCGGUUGUUUGAAUUCAGUGGUAUUCUUUGUAGACAUGUGAUGAUUGUUCUACAAAUGUCUGGUGUUCACAGCAUACCAUCUCGAUACAUAUUGAAACGCUGGACAAAGGAUGCAAAAGGUAGGCAAACAAUGAGAAGGCAAGCAGAUGUAAUCCUAUCUAGGAUGCAACGGUACAAUGAUUUGUGUCAUCGUGCUUUUAAAUUGAGUGAUGAAGGGUCUUUAUCUCAAGGGAGUUAUAACAUUGCCUUCAAUGCACUUGAAGAAGCAUUGACAAGGUGUGAGAUUGUCAAUAAUUCAAUCCAAAGCCCAAUAGAACCACCAUCACCAGCAAUUCAAGAUUCUCACAGUUAUGAAGAAGUGCACCAAAGUAACAGCACAUCCAAGACAAGUAUGAAGAAUAAUGUAUCAAAUAAUAGACAGGUACAUCGAGAAGAAGUCACAAAUAUUGGGAUGCAUGACAGCUGGCAACAAAUGGAACACUCAAACUUAGAAGCACCCGCUCUUGACUGUUCUUAUGAAUCACAAGUUAGCAUGCAAGGGAUGGAUCAGAUAAAUUCAAGAGCUCUAACACUUGAUGGAUAUUUUAGCGCUCAACCAAUUAUGCAUGGAAUGGUACAGAUGAACUCAAUUGUUCCAAGCCGUGACGAGUAUUGUAGCAAUCAGCCAAGCCUACAAGGACGGGGCCAAUUGAACUCGAUUGCACCACUUCAUGAUGUUCAAUAUAUUAAUCAAGAAAGGAUGCAUGGAAUGGGGCAUUAAAAUUUCAGAUCAUAACCAUUUCCAGUUGUUUUGACAUUCAG